GACGAAGGACGUGUGUUGGACGAAAGCUCCUCACUUUAAGCGCGUCGCGUAAAUAACUUCGAUAACUCUUGCAAAUGUGUAACUGCUAUAUGAAAUUAGAAACUGUGAAACUAUUCAAACUUUCCGUAAAUAUUUAAAAAUUCGUGUAGUUUAACAAAACUGGAGUGACAUUAAGAGUGAUUUAGUUACAACAAUAGAUUCGAUUAGAGUGAGUUAUAUUGUUUGGACUUCUCGCUUCCGACAAUCACUAAAAUCGGAGCAAAUUGCCUUCAAAGCACGUCGAAUUUUGAACGCAUUCGAAUUGGUUUGAAAUAGCACGUGGUUACUUCCGUUGAUAGCUGUGGUCCUUGCCGAACAUCGAAAGUCAAGCAUGAAACAAUAAUGAAGCUGGCGUACUGAUAGUAAUACUUCCUGAGCAGCUGCGAGCCGAUAGCCGCUAUGUCUUAUCAGCAACUCUUGCCGGAGAAGUUCCACGCUUAUCAGUUGUGGAUGAAACCCGCGCGCGUCCCGACCUAACAACCAACAUGAUAUAUUUGAGGAACGAUGAGUGAUCCGUUAAAAUGGGCGAUUUGUUCCCGAGUAUCCCUAAAAGUACCUUGGCUAGUGAGGAAGAUGGACAUAGCUGGAGUGUUCUUGGUUUGGAUGAGUACAGUACGGACGACGAAUUGGCAGCUGUGGAGCUCUUCAAGGACUACCCUGAAAGCCUGUUAAGAUUUGCAUCCAUCUGUUGCGUGUUAUUCAUGCUCGUCGGAAUUCCUGGGAACUUUAUCACGAUCAUCGCGUUGGCACGAUGUAAAAAGGUGCGCAAUGCGACAGCGGUGUUCAUAAUGAACUUGUCAUGUUCCGACCUACUGUUCUGCUGUUUCAACCUGCCAUUGGCAGCGUCGACGUUCUGGCAGAGGUCGUGGGCACAUGGGCGAAUAUUAUGUCGUAUGUUUCCCCUCGCCAGAUACGCUCUGGUGGCUGUCUCGCUCUUUACAGUCCUGGCAAUAACAAUCAACAGAUAUGUUAUGAUCUCUCAUCCAAGACUCUAUCCAAAAUUGUACAGAAAACAAUAUUUAGCGGUAAUGGUAGCUGGAACCUGGUUGUUUUCAUUCGGAGCUCUCAUUGCAACAUGGCUUGAGAAAUGGGGUCGGUUUGGACUAGACCCGUCAAUUGGAUCUUGCACCAUUUUGCCUGACCAAAACCAUCGUUCGCCGAAAGAAUUUCUUUUUGUUGGUGCAUUUAUGUUACCAUGCUUAGCAAUUAUCAUCUGUUACGCCAGAAUCUUUUGUAUUGUGAGAGAGGCAGCUAAAAGAUCGCGAGCCCCUUGCAGAACAAGACCACGACCAGGCCUAGAAGAUUCCGCAGUAGGCUCAGCUUCGACAGCUCUAGAACGGUCGCCUGGUCCAGAAAAUGGUGUAAACCAUAGCAGUGCGCCAAGAAAAGCCCUUCUAGCUCCUCCUGUGACUCAUUACCCACCAACUCCAGCACCUGAAAGAUCUUCAUCUUCUGGAGUGGAUACUCUUGACGGUCACGAUGAUGAAUGCGCCCUUGACGGGAAACCUCGUACUCCCAGCGGAGGGGAAACAGCAAAAAGACUACGACAAGCAGCGGUAGUUUUGAGGCGUUCUCCAGCCCCUUCGCGAGCACCCAGACUAACACCGAAAGACAGGAAAUUAUUAAAAAUGAUUAUGGCUAUAAUGCUAUCAUUUUGGGUCUGCUAUCUGCCGAUUACACUUACGAAAAUAUUCCGUGAAUUCACAUCACACCCCGCAGCAAACAUAGCGGGCUAUAUCUUGAUAUAUUUGACGACGUGCAUCAAUCCAAUAAUAUAUGUGGUGAUGUCGAGCGAGUACCGGCAGGCUUAUAAGAACCUGUUGAUGUGUCGGCGAAGAGCGUGACAAUCGCCUGGCGAUGGCGUCUCUGAGAAACGCCCGCCAUAACUCCUGAAUCUCUCACAAAUUCCGUGUGUUAUUAUUACAAUAUGUAAUCUCACUUACCAAACUUGCAUGUUUACAUAGUAAACAAGUAAAAUGUUUGCUGUAGUAUUUAAGUGUGUGAAUGUUGUCUUUCCGAGUUAAUUUGUUUUGCGAGCCGUCCGUGAUUGUGCUGAACUCUAAAUGUUUAUUACAAAUUAAUAUAGAGACACAAUGAUAGCAGACGAAUUGUAUUGUAAUUUAUGCGUCAUAAUUUAUUCAGAUAACUUAAUGAGAUAAGAAUUAAUAUAACAAUAAACUAUGUAUAAAUUAUAACAAUUACUGCAAACAAAAUACCUAUGCUUAGAAGCAUUUUGUCUAUUAUUGUUGUUAAAUUUUAUACAUUCCUUUAAUUUUAUAAAA
This is a messenger RNA of Leptidea sinapis, 2321 nucleotides long. Its product is annotated as G-protein coupled receptor moody-like. The record is from RefSeq and is a predicted model, not a curated record. NCBI's taxonomy places the organism in Eukaryota, Metazoa, Arthropoda, Insecta, Lepidoptera, Pieridae. Bases 561 to 1883 code for a protein of 440 amino acids. Gene Ontology annotation, molecular function: G protein-coupled receptor activity. Gene Ontology annotation, cellular component: membrane. The transcript is spliced from 5 exons. Gene Ontology annotation, biological process: G protein-coupled receptor signaling pathway.